AUGCCUCCGAAGCGAAAGAGAAACGAUCGCGGCCCCAGCGACUCAGGCCCUUCUAGACCCUCGCCGCACCGACCUGGCGAUACAGCCAUGGCACAGCAUGAUCGGGGAUACGACGGAGGAGGCCGUGGUGGCCGUGGAGGGAGGAACCAACGGGGCCCAAAUCGCCGCGACUCGUCACAAUCAUAUACCGGCGCCGGCGCUCUGUCCUCGGUUUCUGGUCCCAUCUCCCCUAACCUUGCUCGCCCUUCGAGUUCAUCCUCGGCCACGGCAUCCCAGUCUCUGCCGCCCGUAGCUGUGACGCCCAUACCGCAGCAGCAGGCGGUGCCCGAGUCGCCGAUCCAGCCCGGCUACGAGUACAGCAUUAUAACCGACGACCGCAUUGGGAAAUGGGCCAAAGGUGCGCGACAAGAAGUCAUCGACCAUGGGGUGCAGUCGCGCGACGACGAGGACCUUAUAGAGGUGACCGCCAUCUUUCAAGAGCUUCUACACUCUGCAGCCGACGGCCGAUUCCCUGCUGUCGAUGCUGGCAAUGUUGUCAAGGAUAUCUUGGGCCCCGAGCCCGCCGAGGCUGCCCGCGGGUCUCUCACCUUUGACCCCCACUCCAUAUUUCUCGACACUGUUGCGAUAUUCAUCGACGUCGAGCUAGACACCUACAAGCCGGUAUUGGCCGAGUUCAUGGCUGCCACCGAAGUCUCGCCGACGCUCAUGCGCCUGGUACUCGAUCCAGCGUUCCUUGAGGAGGUCGACCUCGUUCACCGCACAUUCGUUCGUAUGGGUAUACGACACUCGACAAAUUUGCUCUACCGCCAAGCAAACUACAACCUCCUGCGCGAGGAGACAGAGGGUUACUCGAAGCUUGUCACCGAGGUUUUCGCGACCAGUAGUGCGGAGCCUCCUACUUCAGAAGUCGUGCGAGCCGCGUUCAAUAGGGUUAUGGGCCUUAUCGGAACAUUCGACCUUCACCCUGGUCGUGUUCUUGACGCGACGCUCGACGUCUUUGCUUCUGUCCUUAUCAAGCAGUUCCGCUUUUUCAUCAAAUUUCUCCGCAUCAGCUCGUGGUGGCCCAGCAGCCAGAUCAGACUGCCAACCGACAUGUAUGCCGGAGGCCUGCCCAUAUGGGGUCUUCCAGACCAUGACCACUGGCUCGCUAGUGAGGACGAGGAAGCUACCAUUGCCAUGCAGCGGCUGGCACGCGAUGUUGCGUUCUGGCAGAGGGCCCGCGAGAAGAAGAUCGGCGCUUUCUUUGAGUUGGGCGGCCGCCGGCUUCCCACGGCAGAGGAGCAGCGCAUAGCCGAUGCCUCGCCCGAAGAGGGGCCAGGCGCCGACCUGGAUCAGGCGUGGAUCAAGAUCACGAAGACGCUGCCGCCCCCAGGCAAUCAAGAUGCAGCUCAGAUGCUCGGUUUCAAGUUCCGGUUCUACACUUCGGACGCUAGGGAUCCCGAGGACAUACUUCCAGCCAAUCUCUUGUACCUAACGGCGCUUCUAAUCAAAGUCGGUUUUGUCUCACUGACGCACCUUUGGAACCACAUCUGGCCCCCCGAUGACGACAUGGAGAAGGUGAGGGACCAGAAGAUGAAGGAGCUCGAAGAGCAAGAGAGAAUGAACCGACCCGGAGGCGCCGUCAACGCACUCAUGUUGGCUGGCACUCUCCCCGACGACAUGCCGCCGCCUACGGUAUCGCGCCGUGACCCCGCGGCAAAUAAGGUGGAUACUGAGGCCAAAGCUGCUGAGGCAGCCUCGGAGAAGCCAAAGCUCCCAGACCCGGACGAUCAAAAAACCGGCCUGCUCAAGUGCCUCCUUACGAUCGGAGCCAUUCCGGAAUCCCUAUUUAUUCUUGGUCGGUACAAGUGGAUGCUCGAGGCUAACCCUGACGUCCUACCUCUGAUUCAUCGGAUUCUCCACCACUCCGUUGAACAGGUCUUUCAAGAGUGCCAGCCGAAAAAGUCUCAUGUCGCCGACUGUCCGGCAAAGAGUCUUCCCGACGCCGACCAGUCUCAGAGCCCCAAGGGUAGUGUCAAGCUCAGCCCGCUCCCAGCCAAGCGACCCCUUAAGUGGCCUUACCCGGACAAGGCAGACUAUAACGAGGGUAUACAAUAUCGGUUCUACUGGGACGAGUGGGCCGAUAACGUUCCCGUCUGUCAGACCGUCGACGAUGUCUUCACGCUCUGCGAGACAUUCUUGAAUGUUUCUGGCGUCAAUAUUGGCCAAGACGCCGCCCUGGUUUCUAAACUCACCGCUAUCGGCCGCAAGAGCCUUGCCGACGACAAGUCCGCGCCAAACGUUGCGCGCUGGCUAAAUCUCCUCAAGCGGCUCUUAGUUCCGUCUCUCAGCCUGACACGCACCAACUCGUCAGUUGUCGAGAGCGUCUGGCAGCUUCUCAGGCAGUUCCCUGUACAAACUCGGUACAACAUCUAUUCCGAGUGGUUCGAGGGCACCACGUCGCGCCUUGGGCCCAUGAAGAAGGCCUUUGGCCGGACACGCCUCGAGACGCUUAGGAUAAUGAAGCGCCUGUCGCGCACCAACAUUCCCGAGAUGGCAAAGGCCCUCGCUAAGACUGCAUACCCCUCCCCCGGUGUCGUGUGCAAGGUUGCGCUGGGUCAGAUUGAGUCGUACAGCAAUCUCAUCGAGGCGUUUGUCGAGUGUGCCAGCUAUUUCACAGACCUUGGGUACGAUGUGCUCGUCUGGUCUGUACUGAGCUCCCUUGGAGCCUCGAGAAGCCGCACGCAGGAGACCUCUGUGCUGCUCACUGGCAAGUGGCUUCAGGCGCUCUCGAAAUUUUCCGGCAAGGUGUUCCAGCGCUACGCCAACAUGGAUUCGUCACCUAUCCUCCACUAUGUCAGUGACCAGCUAUACAAGGGCAACUCGACAGAUUUAGUCAUUCUCAAAGACUUGAUUUCGUCCAUGUCUGGCAUUGUGUCGGAUCUGGACUUUACCGACCCCCAGCUUCUCGGCAUGACCGGUGGAGACCUCCUGCGGCGCGAGACAUUGAUCGGCCUAGGCGACAAGCGGUCCGUGUCAACCAAGACAGCGACCCGCCUCACAAAGGCCCUUGUGGACACGAAGCUGGCCGGCCGCCUGCUCGUCAAUCUCGCACAGUAUCGCCAGAACGUGAUAUUCAAGGCCAUGGACACCAAUGCGCACGUCAAGUAUAUAGGCACCGUGGUCGACGACACUCAUACAACUCUCCUCCAAUAUCUCGACCUUUUGCGAAGCAACCUCGACGGGGACAAGUUUAAUAGCAUCGUCCCGAGCAUCAUACCGCUCAUGCGUGACUUUGGCCUCGAGGCAGGGCUUGCCUUCUUGCUCGGGCGCGCUAGCAUCCGCUCGGACAUGAGGAGCUCAAAGACUCCCCCGGAGAGUCAGAGCCAGGCCAAGGCUCUUACAACCGAUGUCGACGGCGAUGUCGCAAUGGUAUCGAAAACCGACAAUUCAGGGGACAAGGUAGAAGCCGAGAGCAGCUCAUCCAAGGUAGUCAAGGGCCGCAAAUCGGACCCGGUCUUGGAUGCCCUACAGCCCCUGAUUGAUGAGAUGCCCAACGUCAUGCCUGAGCGUAUAUGGCGUUGCCUCAGCCCAGUGGCCUACGUAUUUUUCUGGUCUCUGCAGCUUGGUGAUCUCUCGUUCCCGCUGGAGAGCUAUCGUCUUGAAAGCUCUAGACUUAGAAAGCUCGCCGAAGACGCUAUGAAAGACAGGUCUGACAUGUCACGAGCGGGCAUGAACAAAAAGACACAGAAGCGCAAUGACCUUAUGGGACGUCAGAAGGAUCUCAUUGAAGAAAGCAACGAGGAACUCGGGCGCUUCUCUAGGACGAGAAUACAGAUCUCUAAGCACCUCCAGGCCUGGUUCCCGGCUGGCAUGGCCAAGGUUGAUACGACCUCAGUCGCGCUGCUUGAGUACUGCAUUCUGCCUCGUCUACAGCUUUCGCCACUUGAUGCGGAUUAUUGUCUGAGGUUGCUCAAAUUUCUCCACGAGUUCUCGACACCCAACUUCAAACUGAUGUCGCUCUAUGACCAGCUGUUCAACCACAACCGACUGCGCUCUAUCAUCUUCACUUGCACGGUGCGUGAGGCCGAGCAGUUUGGUCGCUUCUUGAAGUCUAUACUUGGCGACUUGUCGAGGUGGCAUGGUGACAAGACCGCCUAUGAAAAGGAGGCUCUAGGAGUAAAGGACGUGCCCCAAGGCAAAAAGACAUUCCAUGGGUUUGCCACGGCUUUUGGCGAAGAUGGGAAGCCGACGGCGUUUUUGGAACACGACGCCUUCAAGGAUCUUCUUUUCCGUUGGCAUAAAGAGCUCAACACCGCUUUGAGAAGCUGCCUGAACUGCUUGGAGUGGAUGCAUAUUCGAAACGCCAUUACGGUUCUCAAGGCCGUGCUCGACUUCUUCCCCGCCAUCAACUUCAUGGCCGACAAGUUCCUCGAGCAACUCAAGACUAUUUCCGAUCGUGAGGCGCCAUCCAAGACGGCUGCCGAGUCUGAGCAAGGCCACCGCGUCGAUCUCUCGGUGACAGCUCAGACCACCUACUCCGACCUUGUGAAGAGGAGGUCUAAAUGGAUACUGGUCCAGGCGUUCCGACCAGGCACAACUAGUGAGUCUAAGGACGAGAAGCCAUCCGCCCCGCCGACUCUCCGACCUACGGCUCCCGAGUUUAGACCCCCCAAGCCGGCACGAACUCAGACUACCGCCGAGGUCGAGGAUGGGGAGGUCAAGGACCACAAAGCCAAAGCCACCAAUGGAUCUACCAGCCAUGAAACCGGGCACAAGCAGCCUUUGGCGCCUAAGGACGUGAACACAAGCUCGGGAGCAGCUGCCAAACCCUCUACCCCGAAACCCGCUUCUGCCACUCCAGUGUCAGCACCAGGGAGCCGUGCAGACUCUAGCAAAUCCUCGUCGCUCCCGCAGAGCUCCCACGGGCUUCCGAGCAGGCCGGAGCUUCCCACCAGACCCGACGUGCCCUUUCCACCAUUUAGGGCCCCCGUUGACAGGUACGGCUCGGUCCGUCGGGACGCAAGGGACCCAGCGUCGAGGGACCCGCCCCGGGACCCGGCACGAGACUUUAGCAGAGAGACUCUGGCUGCCCGUGAGACCAGAGACCACCGGGUGCCAGACAACUCACGCCUCGAGAGGCCAAGGGACUUUUCGGCAUCUGAUAGACGCCCAAUAGAGCCUGUCAUACGAGAACCAGGCCGGCCUUCAGACAGGGAUUGGCCGAGUCGCGCUGAGCCUCCGCCACGGUGGAAUGAUCAUUCAACGGCCCCAGACCGUGAUAAUCGCCAACCCCGAGAGAGACCUCCGCACGGCUCAAGUCGCCGAGACACUUCUAGGCCGCCGAGGGAACCUGCUGUGCCCGUGCCAGCUCCAGCAACUAGUUCGAUGCAGCCUGACGUCAAAGGGCCCACGAUCAACCCAGAACGUGAGCGUUUACUUGCCGAAGCUAUUCGAGCGGAUAUCAUCAACCCUGCUCGAGCCGCUCUUAUCAAUGACACAAAGCCUCCCGCACGCCAACAGGCCCGAGACCAGGCCCGGGAUCAGGCCCGAGAUCAAGCGCGCGAUCAAGGUCGUGACCAAGGUCGUGAGCGGCCGCCUCGAGUUGAUUCUCCGAGACGACCUGAUCAUUUGGCCCCGAAUGCACCUCAGCCGGACACUGCUCGAGAUGAUCGUCACGGGCGCCCGGCCCGCCAUUCGGACUAUCAAAGCUCGAGUCGAGAUGGUCACGGAGAUAGCAUCUCGAUUCCACGGCCUGACCGAACCGGAGAGCGAGAGGGCGACAGGGCGCCCGGGCCCAGGGAUCUGCCUCAUGGGGGCCAGCUGGGUCGCGGCGUGGAACAGGAUCAUGGCAGGCUCAACCAGCAAGAUCCCAAUUAUGGCCGGCUGAAUAAUAUUCCGUCUGUUGUCGACAUACCAGCGGGUCCUCCAUCGGGUCCACGAGGUCGUGGAAGAAACACUGUUAGGGUUAGCUCGGCCAACGUGCCCCCAAUCCGGACGGAUAAUCGAUUCCCAGCCUUAGACCCCAUCCGUCCUCCAUCACCUGAGCGCCACCCACCCACAGGUCCUUCGUCAUCCAGACCACGACGGGGGCAAUACGAGAAUAAUAACAAUUCUACCGGCAAUAGCGGGAGCACAGACUCGCCGACGACAGCCGCGCCCCCCGCAGGCGGUGUCCACCCUGACAGGAUACACCGGAUCAGCCAUCAACAGCCGCCUGCCCCUCAGUCGCCGAUCCAUCCGGACCGUAUUAACCAAAUCGCUGCAGUGCCACAGCCUUCUGGCCCGAGCUCCCAUUCACGGCCGCCGGUGAAUAAUACAAUAGAUCGCACCUCAAUGCCUGGGCCGAACUCGAACUCCCGGCCGGCACCUCCGGCCGCGAUCAAUACGGACUUUUCAACUCCGACCGGCCCGGCGGCUUCGAACGACCGAAUGAGGCCUGGCGGCAUUAGGCAAUUGCGAGGAAUUCAGAAUACGCUCGAAAAGGCCUCGGCGGACAGCGCUCGUGGCUCGACCAACCUCCGCAUGUCUCGCUCACGUACCAACCUGGCGGGAUCAGAUGCACAGAUAUUAGCCGGAUCGUCGCCUGUAACAACGCCGGUUCAGGAGCGGCCAGACCCUAUUCGCGACACUUCUCGUCGUGAGAUGAGCUCAGACCGCGCUCCACGGGGCCCCGAACCGAUCCAGGUAGUCAGUGACAGCCGUGACGGUCGUGGGGCGCCCAGUGAAGAUUACGGGGCCAGCAGGGGCGACCAUGAUCGUAGCCGCCGGGACCACCACCGGUCCGACCGCAGCAAUAGGCCUUCUCGGCGCAGCAGCCGAGAGCGCAGCCCUGAACGGGAGCGUGAGGUCAAAGACAUGCGUGACUACCGAGACAGGAGAUCCGGUCCGCCACCACCGGGUGCUCCCGCUGAGAGGGACAUGGGUGCGCCACGCCGAUCCCUUCGCGACUCGGUUAGCAGUAACAGGGACCCCUUGCCGAGUGGCCGAGACAUGGUGCCUCCUCGCGAGUCGCACCACCGUAGUCAUCGGAAUGAGGGACCACCAGGUGCGAGGAAUGAUGUGAUACCAGUGGGAGGCCGGAGCGAUGGACAUGGCGGUCGGCCCGAGGGCAUGGGAGGCCGCGGCGAGGAGUAUGGUGCUGGUGGCCGAGGCGGAUCUUCUCGAGGAACCGGAGUCCCGAGGGAUUCUAGAACUCGACAAAGCGACGAUCGCGGUGACCCGCGCGGAGACGACAGGAGCAGGAAGCGGAGGAGCGAGGGCGGCGCCAUCGACUCGGUCAGCCACCAAGACAAGCGGCCGCGGCGUUAG
Molecule: messenger RNA, 7290 nt
Organism: Lasiosphaeria miniovina
Lineage: Eukaryota; Fungi; Ascomycota; Sordariomycetes; Sordariales; Lasiosphaeriaceae
Product: transcription factor/nuclear export subunit protein 2-domain-containing protein
Exons: 4
Coding region: 1-7290 (2429 amino acids)
Biological process (GO): mRNA export from nucleus; mRNA processing
Cellular component (GO): THO complex part of transcription export complex
Molecular function (GO): mRNA binding
Source: RefSeq, a predicted model, not a curated record